CGAGGGUUGAUAUCCCGGAGCAAUUCCGAUCGAUCACACCCGUCAGGCAGUUGUUUGUACUGUACUCUAAAACCCGGCUGCGCUGAGAACUCCCCGCCUAUCCAGAACCGCUUCAAUGCUGCUCGUACCACUGCUGGCCUGUGUACUGGGGUCCUCGAUCGCCGGACAGGCCUCCGCAAACUCCACCUCCAUCAGCAUCACCCACGACGACGAGAUCCUCCAACACAAUGCCCUCAUCGAAUCCUACCUGACACAGAAGCCCAUCCGCGGAGUCCGGAAAAUGACCUCCGACGAAGGCGAGAAGUUCUUCCUGGAUUACUGGCAAUUCGACGAAGACCACCCCCACACAGUCAGCAGUGGCGGCAACGCCUCAGACAUUCCCGACCGGUCAUCCUCGCAAACACAACCCCCGAGCGUGGAAACCGAAACCAGCGAGAGAGUCGAUUUCCAGCCGCGCUCGUACCCCUUCCAACCGUCGUUCCCGAGCGACGACCUCGAGGUCGAGCGACGCGGGUGGAGCGAGCACUUCUCACCGCUUCUUCGGCGAGAAUUCAAAUGUCCGUCUGGCACGUUCGGGUGCACGUCCAUUGAUCGGCCCGAUAGCUGCUGCAGCACGGGCGACACCUGCGUCCUGGUUACGGACACCGGGUCGGGCGAUGUGGGCUGCUGUCCCAGUGGGGAGACGUGCUCGGGCACCAUCGGGUCGUGUCAGGAUGGAUACACCAGUUGCUCGUCGGCUUUGGGCGGGGGGUGUUGUAUUCCUGGCUAUUCGUGUGUUAGUGGAGGCUGCAUGCGCGUCUUCACCAUCACCGUGACCGUCAGCUCGACCGUCAUGCUGUCGACCUCCACGCACACGAUCGCCAAGACCACGGCGACUUCAACCCAGUCGACGGGCGACUUGGUCCCUCCGGCUCGAGCUACGAGCGUCUCGACCGCGACAACCUCGCAGACCACCAAGACGUCCGACACGGCAUCGGUCUGUCCGACCGGGUUCUACGCCUGCUCGGCUGUCUACCAGGGAGGAUGCUGUCGGACAGGCCGCGACUGCGAUACGACGUCCUGUCCGACGGUGGCGUCGACGACCUUCACCAGCGACGGCGUGACGAUUGUAGAGCCCGUGGGCACGGCAACGACAACGGGGGCAGCGACAGCGACAGCGACAACCAGCAAGACGGAGAAAUGCGCAAGUGGCUGGUUCAGCUGCGCCGCAACCGUUGGAGGAGGCUGCUGUCCGACAGGAUAUAGAUGCGGGGCCAGCUGCACGGCGGUGUCGACGUCGACGGCCACGGAGACGGUGGCCAAGGAGACGGCGACGGGUGGUUGUGGUCGGCCUGCAUGGUCGGGGUGGACCCUCGGACUCACUGUGGGGGUGGCUGUGGCCGGGGCUUUUUGGAUAUGAUGAAUCACGUUGACAUGAUUUGAUUUGACAUGAUUUGAUUUGACAUGAUUUGAUUUGAUAUGAUAUGAAUAUGAUAGACGAUAUAGGAUGAUGUGAAAAUGAGAUGAUGAUGAUGA
Messenger RNA from Aspergillus heteromorphus CBS 117.55, 1515 nucleotides. Its product is annotated as putative GPI anchored protein. NCBI's taxonomy places the organism in Eukaryota, Fungi, Ascomycota, Eurotiomycetes, Eurotiales, Aspergillaceae. The transcript is spliced from 3 exons. The coding region runs from base 116 to 1399 and encodes 427 amino acids. The record is from RefSeq and is a predicted model, not a curated record.